GGUUCUGGGGCAACCUGUGGCCCAACCCUCCCAUUCGGGGGAAAGCCCAGUCAGUGUUGUCAUGUGAUACUAAUGAAUUCUCUCUCUCUUUCAGUCUGAUUGAAUUAGCAGCCCAGCAUGUGACUGAGGGUUGCAGGGAGUCCUGUUCUGCCUCCAGUUCUUCCAAGUAACAAAAUGUAACUUCCCCUGUGAGUCGUGUAAUCACAAGCCAUGGCUUCCAACUGUGGCCACAGUGACAAUGGGCUUCUCCACGGAACCAGGACUCGUUCCUACGGCAGUUUAGUCCAGACUCCUUAUUCUCCAGCCCUGAUCCACAAAUUGGUACAUGAGGUCCAGCCUGGGGACACCCUGCAAGGUCUGGCGCUGAGAUACGACGUGACGAUGGAGCAAAUCAAGCGAGCUAACCGGCUGUAUACAAACGACUCCAUAUUCCUCAAGAAAUCCCUUUGCAUCCCGGUGUUGGCCAACCAAUCGAAUCUCUCCGAUGACCAGAAUUCUCAAGAGGCUUCAGAGGCUGAAGGGUCUCCCGUGAAGCAGCAGCCAGUGAAAAUAGAGAAGCAGAAGAGCCGGCACCAUUCUGUCCAAAAGGAUGAGAUGUCGCCUGUGGACUUCAUGAGCAGGUUGGACACCAACAUCCGUGUGUCCAAGAGAGCGGCAGUGAAGAAACUCCGGGAAGGAGAGUCCCUCACCGCAGAAGACUCCACGCCAGGCGGAUCAUCCGGAUAUCAGACGCCCAACCGCACCCUCUCCAGCCAGGACUCCCCGCAGACUCAGCAGCGCUCUCUCCUGGGACCCGUACCCUUAACCAUCACCACGCGGGUGUCCACCAUCAGAGAUCACGAAGACGAGAUAUUUAAACUCUGACCCCGCCCUCAGCGUAGAAUUUUAUGUUUCAUUUUAAAUUAUUUUUUUUAUUUUUAAUGAGGCAAAAAGUUUACAGGAAUUUUUUUAGGUGAAAAUGCUGUAAAAUGUGCAAAGAGUGGUACUACUGAGAGACUUCACACAAGCGCCCGAGCCCCCAGGCGGGUCGUUACCGUUCAGGGAGUGCGACAUUUUAUAAAUAUAUAUAUAUCUUUGUGUGUGUGCGAGAAAACGGAAGAGAAAGCUGUUUAAUUAUUUGUUAUGAAACUCCGAGACGCCAGAUUUAUUACUAGAAUUAGUCGCUGGUUUGUAUUGCCUUCUGCCAACCAAUCGGAUGAGUUGACCGCUACAAGAGCGUGAGUUCCCUUUAAUGGAGACGGCACUAUGCGGGUCCCCUUUAUCCGAGUUAUUAAAGGGGCGCUAUUUGUUACA
Messenger RNA from Xenopus laevis (African clawed frog), 1293 nucleotides. It is a transcript of the gene lysmd1.L, whose product is annotated as LysM, putative peptidoglycan-binding, domain containing 1 L homeolog. The record is from RefSeq and is marked provisional. Lineage: Eukaryota; Metazoa; Chordata; Amphibia; Anura; Pipidae.